GGACAGUCGGGAUCAGGGAAGGUGUCGAGUGGAUGCAGCGUGGGAGGACUGCCACUUCUCCCUCACGGCUGGACUUGGCUGCAAAUGAAAAGUGGUGGUCGUCGUCGCCGUUGUUGUUGUUGUAGUUCCAAUCGCUUUUGCCGUCAGUUGUGAAUCAGUUUACAUUUCUCCAAUUAUUUUUUUUCAUUUGUUGACUCAGUUACUCAAAAUAAAAAAGAUAAAGAGAAAAAAUGUCCCGAAGUAGGUUCGCCCCGAUGGACGGCAGCUCGAUUGCCGCAGUGAGUGCGAGGAAGUCGACACGAGGAAGUCGAUGUUUUGUUCCGACCGACCGAAAGAUCCGGUACCUUCCUAUUUGAGUGGUGAAGCGCGUGAAAAGUUUGUUCGAUAUCCUUGUGGGGGGGCCGAAGAAGUUCUAUUUCGGGUGGGCUAUCUGAUCGGCUCUUCGGAUUGGCAUUCGAUCGAUCGGAUGCUGCGUGAUAGAAUGAGAACAGUUUUCGUGGUUUCGUCGUGUUGUGUCGUGUUAUGUUUGCUGGCCGAACGAAGCAACUCGGCGCUGAAUGAAAGUGAAUCGGUGCAGUCUGUCGUCCAGCGGCUGGAGCAUUUGAAUUGGAUCUACGCGAACAAGCGGAACCACCAGAAGGAUUCCACCAACAAGAUCAACUACGAGCUUUAUGUCACCCCGGUGAUGUCAGAGACGGAGCGGCAGCGGGCGCGAAAUCCGCUGCUGUCCUGGUUGGCCAAUGUGCUAAAUUUCGCGGGCGUUGGCCAAACGUCGGAGGUGCAGGAAGACUCACCGGUUACCAAACCGGACUAUUGCUCAGCGUGCACUUGUGGCGUUUCGCCAAUCACUUCUCGCAUCGUCGGUGGCGUCAAGGCGGAUAUCAAAGAGUUCCCGUGGAUGGUCCAGCUGCUCUAUCGAGGGACGUAUUAUUGCGGGGGUACGUUGAUAAGCGAUCGCUACAUCCUGACGGCGGCCCACUGUGUGCUGAACUUCAAGGCGGCCCAGAUCACGGUCAAGUUGUACGACGUCCAGCACAGUAAGAUGGUGAUCAGGGCCGUUGAAAAAUUGCACGGUAACAAUGGGUUCAGUUUGGACACUUUCAACAAUGAUAUUGCCCUGGUCAAGCUGCAUAAUGCGGUCAAUGUGGUGGAACGAUUUGUGACCGUUUGUUUGCCAACUCCGGGCAAAUCGUACGCUAACAAGGAAGGAACCGUCACUGGAUGGGGAAAGCUGGCCAACGGUAGUCUAUCGCAGGUUCUGCAAAAGGUCCAGGUCCCAAUCAUGACCAAUGCGCAGUGCAAAAAGAGCGCCUAUCGAGCGUCACGAAUUACCGACAACAUGAUGUGUGCGGGAUUCCCCGACGGAGGUCACGAUGCUUGUCAGGGAGAUAGUGGAGGUCCGCUUCAGAUUGGCGAUACUAGCCUGAGGGAGGUCGUUGGGAUCGUAUCGUGGGGAGAAGGUUGCGCCAAACCAAACUAUCCGGGAGUUUAUACUCGAGUGAAUCGCUACUUGCAGUGGAUCAAGAACAAUUCACGGGACGGAUGUUUGUGUGACCCACCGGAAUAGGGCAAUAUGAUGAUCCUGGAGUGUAAGAAUUUUAGAAUUUAAUGAAAAUCUGAGUAUUGAAAACGA
Molecule: messenger RNA, 1633 nt
Organism: Uranotaenia lowii
Lineage: Eukaryota; Metazoa; Arthropoda; Insecta; Diptera; Culicidae
Product: trypsin-1-like
Exons: 3
Coding region: 311-1567 (418 amino acids)
Biological process (GO): proteolysis
Molecular function (GO): serine-type endopeptidase activity
Source: RefSeq, a predicted model, not a curated record